AGAAAAUGUCUAUGUCUAACAUUGCAGCAAGAGUGGAAACUUGGCUUUCAUCCACAUGGCAUGUUAAAGUUCCUCUGACAUGGCUGGAAGCUUGUAUUAGUUGGAUCCAGGAAGAAAACAGUGGUGGUAACUUAAGUCAAGCCCAGAUCAACAGGCAGGUGUUUGAGCAAUGGCUUCUUACUGAUCUAAGGGAUCUGGAAUAUCCCAUUUUGCCUGACUGCAUCUUGGAUGCUCCCAAAGGAGAGUUGUCAGGUUUCUACUCCAUACAGGUUGAUUCCCUGGUUGAUGUCAGCCAGCCAGCAUAUUUUCAGCUGCAGAAACUCAGAGGGAAAAGCACUGUAAAUGAAGAAGUAACAGCCAGUACUCAGGCAUUCCAGAAGCCCUGGGAAGCAAAGCCUACUCGAAUGCUGAUGCUGCAGCUGACUGAUGGGAUCCAUCAAAUUCAGGGCAUGGAGUAUCAACCAGUGCCUGUCCUCUGCAGCAGUCUUCCACCUGGAACAAAAAUCACUAUACAGGGCAACGUUGCCUAUCGUCUGGGAGUCCUCCUGCUUAAACCAGAAAAUGUGAAACUGCUGGGGGGCGAAGUGGAGGCUCUCCUGGAGGAGUAUUGUCAGGAGAGGGUCCUCGCUAGAUUAACUGGAGAAACUGAAAACCCUAAUUCUGUUGAACAAGCUGCUCCUGGUGAAAUUGUUGCAAGGCCUGUGGAUGGAUUAGGGCAGAACCUAGGCCCCUCGGACGAAGAGCUUUUAGCUAGUCUUGAAGAAAAUGAUGAAUUCACUUUAAACAAUGAAGCGUAUUUAGAAAGUGGGUACUGCAGUAGAAGCACCAAUUUCAGUACAACUUUGGGUUCACUGAAUGCACACAAUGGAAAUUAUUUGGUACAGGGAUCUGGAAGUCCUUUGCCUCCUUCAGAUGAACAAGUGUCACCACCUGUAGAGUAUGUUGAUGGCUUUUUAAAUGACUUUCCUGUAGAAGAUGUCUUUCUUCUGGAAGAGGAGAUGCAAAGAGAGCUGGAAGAAGUGCCACCAGUGGUCACAAACAGAAACGUAGGUUUAAUUACUGAGAAACUUCCACAUACAUCAAGAAGCUCCUGCAAGUCAUCUUCAAAUGAAGCUUGUGAAAAAGUUGAUACGAAUGAAAGAGAUAAGCCUGUAGAAGCUGCCAGCAAGCAAAAGCCUUUCGGAAGAACAGUAUUGGAUGGAGAUGGAAGUAGUAUGAGUAGCUUUUCGCAGCACAAGGGUAUACAUCAGGUGUGCAGUUCUGCAGAUUUUUCUUUGGAAAAUCCUGGAGAAAGGCAGAAUAAUACAGAACGAGAUGACAGCAGAUGUAGACCCCAAGACACUUGUGACAGCAAGCUGUUAAGUGAUGAACCUAUAUUUUUCUCAAAAAUGGAUCCAGAAGCAGAUCAGCAGAAGCAUGAUUCACAGAGCUUGCUUUGCAGAGCAGAAGAGGCACAUUUAGAUUUAGAUUCUCCACCUUUCACAUAUAUUUCCCUUCUCCUUUCAAAAAAACCAAGAACUGUUACCAUUCUGAAACUUAAGUGUUUUAUUGUUACUCUCACUGGAAACCUCACAAGCAGCAAUGGAUGCUGGGGUAUAAAGGCAAAAAUAUCUGAUGGUUCAGGUUAUCUUGAAGUAGAUUUUGCUGAUGAUAUUCUAACGAGUUUGAUUGGCUUUUCAGUGCCUGAAAUGAACAGGCAGAAAAAGGAUCCAGCUUUACGUCUAAAGCUUAAGGACGGUUUAGAGAAAUGUCAAAAACAACUGAUAGAUCUCUGUUGUUUGAUGACUAUAGAGUUUAAUCCAUUUCAGUCUAAAGCCACCAUAUUAAUUCUCCAGGAUGUUGAUGCAAGGCAUCUAGAACAACUGAAAAAACGUUUGAAAAG
Messenger RNA from Merops nubicus (carmine bee-eater), 1882 nucleotides. RefSeq names its product RecQ mediated genome instability 1 (gene RMI1). Gene Ontology annotation, molecular function: nucleotide binding. The record is from RefSeq and is a predicted model, not a curated record. Gene Ontology annotation, cellular component: RecQ family helicase-topoisomerase III complex; nuclear body. The transcript has a single exon. Gene Ontology annotation, biological process: resolution of meiotic recombination intermediates; double-strand break repair via homologous recombination. NCBI's taxonomy places the organism in Eukaryota, Metazoa, Chordata, Aves, Coraciiformes, Meropidae. The annotation marks the transcript as partial.